UGCCGAGGUUUAAUCCGGCCUGACCCAAUUGAAUUAUUGAAAAACAGUUCUGUUGGACACUCCUCACGAGUGUGAAUUUCACAAUGACGUCUGUCAGUCGAUUGUUUAAACGGGAGAUAAAAAAGUGUUCGUUAAUUUUUCUCUCGAUUCUGUAUUUACCUCAGUUUCUUCUAUUGCCUACGAGGGUGGUGAGCUCUUCUGAUUUUUUGCCGUUUUCAUUGAAUCCGGGCAACGACGAUGACGCUCGUGAUCCAUCGGUGACUAAGUAUUUCGACAAAGCUUUUGAUUUCGUACCCGAUGGAAUUGAUGCUUUAAUCACGGGAUCGAGAGUCAUGGAAAUACCGGAAAAAAGUGCAAACGUUCCUCCGGAUUCUCGGUUCGACUUCGUCGUCGUAGGCGCUGGAACAGCUGGAGCGACUAUCGCAUCGAGGUUGAGCGAAAUUAAGGGAGUUUCGGUUCUCCUCAUCGAAGCCGGUGGCGACGAGAAGCUCUUCAUGGACGUCCCGGCGCUCGUGAAUUUAUUGCAAUUCAGCAAAGAUCUCAAUUGGCAGUACAAAACCGAGCCGUCGAACGAGUACUGUCUCGGGAUGGAGGCUCAUCGGUGCAAGUGGCCACGGGGUCGUGUCAUCGGGGGCAGCAGCGUUCUCAAUUCCCUGAUGGCCGUGCGGGGCAACAAAAGGGACUACGAUCGUUGGUCCCGGCUGGGAAACGACGGAUGGUCCUGGGAGGAAGUUUUGCCGUACUUCCGGAAGCUCGAGGCCAUGGGAAUCGCCGAGUUUCGGAACGACACGAAGCACCACAACGUCGGUGGACCGGUGAGCAUAAAUUACGUGCCCUUCCGGAGUCCGAUAGCGAAGGCCUUCGUCAAAGCUGGGAAAGAGCUCGGCUGGGACGAGGUUGACUACAACGGGGAACGACAAACCGGGUUCUCGUUCAUCCAGACCAACACUAAAGAUGGUAUGAGACUCAGCAGCAAUAGAGCUUACCUGCGCCCGAACGAAAAACGAAAGAAUCUUUCGAUAACGAAGCGAAGUCUCGUGAGGAAGAUCAUCAUCGACGAGGAAUCGAAGCGUGCUCUCGGGGUCGAAUUCGUUAAAGAGGGCGAGACGAUCAGGGUCUGGGCGAAGAAGGAAGUGAUCCUGAGCGCCGGAGCCAUCGGCUCGCCCCAAAUACUUAUGCUUUCCGGUAUCGGACCGAGGGAACACUUGGAAAGCUUUGGCAUCAGAGUCUUAAGGGACUCUCCGGUCGGCGAGAACCUCCAGGAUCACAUCGCCUACGGGGGCCUCGUGUUUUUGCUCGAUCAGCCUGUCGGCAUUUCGGGUAAAGAUCUUUUUAAUCCACUGAAGCCUCCCCUCUGGCAGUUCCUUCUGCGCAGAGAAGGGCCCCUCGCGUCACCCGGUGCUGUUGAAGGAAUCGCUUUUGUCAACGUCGACGAUCCAUCCGAUCCUGGGGAUUAUCCGAACAUGGAAUUACUCUUCGUAAGCAAUUCGGUCGCGACGGCGCCCCUCUUUCGUGAAAAUGUCGGCCUGGAUGAAGGCUUUUGGAGGAAAACGUUUGCCAAUGUCACUGCUGAAUACUCCUGGACCAUUUUCCCCAUGUUACUCAGGCCCAAAAGUCGUGGGAAGAUUCUUCUUUCCGAUACCGAUGUCCGCAAGCAUCCUAGAAUCAUACCAAAUUACAUGAAAGAUCCGGAGGACGUGAGAAUACUCAUUAAGGGGGUCAGGCUCGCGCUCAAACUCGGCAAAACAUAUUCGAUGCAAAGAUUUGGCUCCGAAUUGCACGCUACCCCGGUCAGUGGUUGCGAAUUCUUCGAAUACGACUCCGACGAUUAUUGGGAAUGCGCUAUUCGACAUUUUACUAUGAAUAUUUACCAUUACUCGGGCACUUGCAAAAUGGGAGCUCAAAGGGACCCGACUGCGGUCGUCAAUCCGAGGUUACAGGUCAUUGGGAUCCAAGGGCUCAGGGUCGCGGAUGCUUCCAUAAUGCCUGAAAUUCCAAGCGGACAUACCAACAUUCCAACGUUCAUGAUCGCUGAAAAGUUGGCUGAUAUGGUUAAACAAGAUUGGGGUUAUUUAACUGACCCUUUGCCAUAGUGGUUGGGUCCUCUUUCCCCGGAGCCUUAAGGAGUUUACCAUAAUUAGACGGCCUAAAAAAGACUUCACGAAUUUUUUUGACCGGUAUAAAUUAUAAAUGUGAAUAUAAAAAGUGUUAGGCCUAAAAAAUACACUCUUAAAUUACAAGAAAAAAAAUUUUAUAUUUAUUUUACUCAGUUUUCGUACAGAAAAAUGAGGGAGAAGGCAAGUCCAGAAAAAAGAUGGGGGUGGCGCCGUUGAUAAAAUCUCUGGAACGGAUGAUGGGGAAAAAAAAACGGUUUUAGAUUAAAUAAGUAAUUGACUGU
This is a messenger RNA of Venturia canescens, 2398 nucleotides long. Its product is annotated as glucose dehydrogenase [FAD, quinone]-like. The transcript has 2 exons. The coding region runs from base 84 to 2093 and encodes 669 amino acids. NCBI's taxonomy places the organism in Eukaryota, Metazoa, Arthropoda, Insecta, Hymenoptera, Ichneumonidae. The record is from RefSeq and is a predicted model, not a curated record. Gene Ontology annotation, molecular function: oxidoreductase activity, acting on CH-OH group of donors; flavin adenine dinucleotide binding.